Armigeres subalbatus is the source of this 1707-nucleotide messenger RNA. RefSeq lists its product as uncharacterized. The transcript is spliced from 2 exons. NCBI's taxonomy places the organism in Eukaryota, Metazoa, Arthropoda, Insecta, Diptera, Culicidae. Bases 1 to 1707 code for a protein of 568 amino acids. The record is from RefSeq and is a predicted model, not a curated record.
AUGGCUGAUUUACAUGGUAGCUUCUUCAAACAAAUAGAGAACAAUUUCGGACAUGACACUGCGCGAGCUUACAAGGAUUACGCUACAAACAAUAUCAAGCUUGCUAACAUGAGUGUGAGAAAAGACUUCUUGCUAAAUUGUCGAAGAAACGGAAUUUUUCCGGCUCACAUCAUCAAUACACUAAAGUGCAUAUAUCCCCUACUGGAAGAAGGUAGUCCUUACAUUCCCAAGUUGGACAGACUCGUCGGCCGCUUCAAAAAAGCGUUGCUCAAUAUAGAGAUUCAGCAUACAUUCCACAAAAUCUCUAAACUAAAACACAGCUUGGUACAUGCUAAACAAGUUAUAGAGAACAACUCCUCAUCAGCACUAUCGACGGAGUUCGUACAGACACAACAAACGGCUUUUACAUCCAGAAAAGCAACAGCUGAAAGUACUACACGCUCCAAACUAAACCGACUGCUUGCCGCUGAACCAACAAAUAGCGCACAGUUGCCGAAACGGAAUGAAAAAGCAGUUUUCAAUUCCACCACCGUAACACUCCCCGUAGAAGUUCAAACGCUUCUCAGCAUGGGUCCAAAAUUCGCACUUCCAAUACACCGUUUACAACCAAACACAGUCUACCAUCUGAUCGCAGAUAUUGAAUCUGUCCUCCGAACCAAUCCUGACAAAGCCAUACAAGAUAGAAACAGAUGUCUCAUCGGUACACGGGUACAAAAUUUCCUGACCCGCACACACCUUCAAGAAGCAAAAACACCACUCGAGCGGUUCUGCGGAAGUGCCACUUUCUCCAUGAAGAAAUUCCUAGCCGAACACCCGGAGAUUUGCAUCGUCGAAUCCGACAAAGGAAAGAAGAUGGUAGUAAUGCUCCGCCAAGACUACGACACAAAGAUGCUUGACCUUCUCAACGAACCAAACACGUACAAAAUAUUAAAAACAGACCCGACCAGCCGCAUCCAAAACACCGUCAAUAACAUGGUUAAACGAAUAGCACACCUUGGACUUAUUGAUCAACACACCGUAAGAACACUACAAACACAUACAGCUACCUGUCCUCGCAUAUACGGUCAACCCAAAGCACACAAGCCAAACUUGCCGUUACGUCCGGUCGUCCCCACCAUCACAGCUCCAACAUACAACCUGUCGAAAUUCAUCGCCAAAAUACUUCAACAAACGUUUACCAGCCAAUACAACGUUGCUGACAGUUUCACUUUCGCCAACUUUAUCAACCAGACCACCAUUCCACCCGAUCACAUACUUGUCUCCUUUGAUGUCGUAUCCCUUUUCACCAACAUUCCUAAUGAAUUAGUCAGGCGCAGCAUCAUAUUCCGUUGGACGGAAAUCAAACAGGGAACAAACAUUAACCUGGAUUUGUUCCUAGAAAUGGUGGAACUUUGCAUGGAUAGUAGUUAUUUCCGCUUUAGAGAUAAAUAUUAUCAGCAAACGUUUGGCACCGCCAUGGGUAGCCCAUUAUCACCAAUUUUGGCCGACUACAUCACCGAAGAUCUGCUAGAAACUGUCGUCAAGAAUUCUGAUCUCAACAUACCCAUUGUUAAAAAGUAUGUUGAUGAUUUAUUCCUCGUGUUACCAAGAACAGAGGUACAAAAUGUUCUGGACACCUUCAACCAAUACAACGCACACCUGCAGUUCACCGUUGAAAAGGAGAUUGAUGGAUCGUUACCCUUCCUGGACACUCUAGCCGAAUACUAA